This is a messenger RNA of Brassica rapa (field mustard), 1731 nucleotides long. Its product is annotated as meiosis-specific protein ASY2-like. The record is from RefSeq and is a predicted model, not a curated record. Lineage: Eukaryota; Viridiplantae; Streptophyta; Magnoliopsida; Brassicales; Brassicaceae.
CCGGAACAUCCUGGUGCGGAUGGUUCUUCUAAGAAAGGGGGGGAAGAAAAGGAAAGCCGGGGACCCGCCUUCUGAAGAUAUUCCCAAGAAGAAGAGGAUGAAGAAAAAAGAAACGGCUCCGCCCCGCUCAUCCUCGGUCUGCGAAGAGGAACUUCAGGCUCUAGUUCCUGAAGCUAUCCCUGAGGUUGGGACCUCGGAGGAUGAUGAGAACGAGACCAUCGCCCUCCGCCGACGGAGACGGGAGAGUAGAGUCACCGAGGAGGUAUCCCGUGGAGCCUUGGCCGGUGAUCUGCGUUCUACUGAGGUUCCGAGGGGAAUAUCGACUUCGGGAGGACAGCGGGACCGCUUGAGGAAUGAGUCCCCUGCUCAUGUCACGGAGGGAUCUGAGACCCGAGUAUCCGGUCGCCCUAAGGAAACCCCGGCAGAUGGGUUCAGAUUCGAGUUUAACCGUGAGCUUCCGCUGGCUUGCUACCCGGAAGAUUGUGCUCGCCUGUUACGGUUGGUCAAAGGCGGUCCCGAUCAACUCCCUUCGGUGGGAGAUCUCAUCUUCAAAGAUGAGUAUGAGCACGCCUCUUGCUCGUCUGUAAAGAGCCACGGCGACUGGAAUGUUCUGGUCGGGAAGUAUGACACAGCCCUCAGGCGGGCUAGAGAGCAGAUCCGUGAGAGCGAAGAAGCCAAGAAGAAAGCGGAGGAGGCUCUUCGGGUGUCUUCGCGGGAAAAGGCUGAAGCCAUUGCUCGGGAGAAAUCUCUCAGGAAAGCGUUUGACGAGACGCGAACAUCUGACGCGGCUGAACUGCAGAUGUGUAAGGAGGCGAUGAACAAUCUCGAGUUCGUGGUGGAUAAGCAGCGGAAGGAAAAGGCUGAUCUAGAGGCAAAAAUGGCUGCGGAAUUGCUAAGGCAUUCCGAGGAGAUGGACAGGCUUCGGAAAUCUCGUAAAUACGAGGUCACGCACGAGAGGGUUCGCGUGCUGAUUGCCAUGAUCGCUAAAGCCGAGAAACGCUUUCACAGGAUUUCCCUUCGUGAGGACAAAAGGGACAAAUACGACGAUGCUCGGUGUCUCUAUAGUCAAGCCUUCGGGACGAGGAAAUGUCUUGAGCAGAUCAAGGCCUCUGGUGUUGAGAUCCCGCAGGAAACCAUCGACUUCUUCAUCGGGCAAGAGAAGCACUACGAGGAAGAAGCAGAGCGUUUGGAGGUAAAGGAGAUUCCGGCGGAAGAUCUUUGCCUUUCUCCGCUAGUGUUGGAGUCUCGAUUUUUGAUCGAGGAAAUUUGGCGUCAGCUUGACCCGUUUGGGUCAAAUAUUAAUUUGAUCGAUUCGGAGGCCGCUAUUGCUCUGCGUACUCCUCUUCGUCCUGAAGAUCCGGUGGAGAAGCCCGCUCAAACUGCUGUAUCCUCCAACCAGCCCACCGACCAAGACAUUGACCCUGCGAAGCAGGCAUCAGCAGGAGCGGUUGUUUUGAAGGACGGAGCCGUGCCGACUAUCGUGCUAACGGAUUCCCCUGCUAAGGCAUCGAAGAAUGCCAGCUCAUCUGCUUCGUCGUCAGAGGACCCGGAGAAAGGUGAUGAUGCUCUUGCGGGGAUGCCUACUGCAGACGCGACUGCGCCAGCCCCAACCAAAUUUGGUCGUGUCUCGGGUCCCGGAGAAGGAGAUGGCCGCGGCAACGAGGAUCCUCCCGUGGUUGAUUGAUGUCUGUCGUCAUCUGUUGUAAAACUUUUCUAUUUCGGCUCCUUGAA